Molecule: messenger RNA, 770 nt
Organism: Glycine soja
Lineage: Eukaryota; Viridiplantae; Streptophyta; Magnoliopsida; Fabales; Fabaceae
Product: protein HEADING DATE 3A-like
Exons: 4
Coding region: 51-578 (175 amino acids)
Source: RefSeq, a predicted model, not a curated record
CCAAACAAAAAGAGCAAGAUAGGCCAAAAGCUAGCUUAUCGAUAUAUAUAAUGCCUAUAUCAAUGGACCCCCUUGUUCUUGGACGUAUAAUAGGAGAUAUUUUGGAUCCCUUCACGAGUUCUGUUUCUCUGAGGGUUGUUUAUAACAACCAGUCAUCGGUUAUCAAUAGUUGUGAGUUCAAACCUUCCCAAAUCGUCAACAAACCAAGAAUUAAUAUUCGUGGAAAUGACCUAGGGAUCUUUUACACUCUGAUAAUGGUGAACCCCGAUGCUCCUAGCCCAAGUGACCCACAUAUGAAGGAAUAUUUGCAUUGGUUGGUAACCAAUAUUCCAGCAUCUACAGGGGCAACCACUGGAGAAGAGAUUGUGGAGUAUGAAAGUCCACGACCAACUUCUGGGAUUCAUCGGAUUGCUUUUGUGUUGUUUCGUCAAUUUGAUAGACAAAUUGUGCAUGCUCCAAGAUGGCGCCAAAAUUUCAACACUAGAGAUUUUGCUGAGGUUUACAACCUUGGAUCACCAGUUGCUGCUGUGUAUUUCAACUGUCAACGUGAAGGUGGUUGGGGUGGACGAAGGAGAUGAAGACCCUUCUUCGAUAGAACUAAUUUAGCAAAAAAAACCAACGUUACUACAUAUAUACACGUUUGGUGCAGUCACACUGCGCACGUUGUCCUAAUAAUUAAUAAAUACUGUAAUAUUUGAAACCUCUUCAAUAAUUUCAGGCAAGCUGCAGCUAUGAAAGGAUAUGAAAUUUAUUAUUAAUCCUUCGUGACA